UACCGGCAUCUCUCUUUUUGGUGUCUUCUUUUGGUCCGGCAAAGAUGCUUCAUGGUGCACAAAAAUGUACUAAAACUAUCACUACUUUAUCAGGCCGCUUGUGUACAUAUAUGUAUCGGCGGCCCUGAGUCUUCUUCACUGAAUCCCCAUUUCCUCCUGGAGCUGCUUUGCCAAGUUCACAUGGCUGGACUAGCUUCCCAGGUGAAGAGAUACUGUGACUGUUACAAGAGAUAUGCGGGCCAUUUGGAUGGAAAGAUGAGGUGUUUCCGCGGGCGCAUGACUGCUAAUUUUAGACAUGGCAUGGUUAUACCGUACAAGUUCAUCGACCAUUUCGGAGGAAAUAUCUCAAGGACCAUCGAACUGGAAUCCCGUAACGGCAGCAUGUACACCAUUAAAGUCUCCAAGCUUAUGAAUGAAACGGUCCUCCGGCGGCAUGGAUGGGAGGCAUUUGUCGAUGCGCAUGGCGUCGAGGAGAACGACUCGUUGCUGUUUCGCCACAUUGAGAAGUCGCGUUUCGAGGUCCUGGUGCUCGACUCCGAUGACUGUGAGAAAGUGCUUCCCUCUGCUGGCAUCAAAGUUGCUUCUUGUAAUGUUCAAGAAAGCGGCAGCAUGGAUUAUAUUGAUAUAUCAAGCAGCUCGGGUGAUGAUACCACAAGGUCGCCAGGGAGCCAACGAUUUGCUGCGUGUGAAAGAGGCGACUCGAGCCAUCCAAGAAAAACUGCUCUAAAAAACGACUCCUCGUCUGAGGAGGAUUCAGGAGAAGACACUGAUGCUGCUGAGGAACAUUCUGAACAUGAAUUAUCUUUUGAGCUAGAUGAUAUACGUCAGACACCUUGUGCAGGGCGCGCCUAUGUCUUGUCUCGGUGUGGUCAUCUGUCUGGAGCUCAGGAGGAGAGAGUAACUAGGUUUCUCCAGGAUGUUCGAGCUGAGACUCCGGUGUUCGUGGCCAUCAUGAAAAUGAGCACACAGAAUCGCACUAUUGUGAUCCCCAAGCUGUUUGCAGAGGAGCGCUUCCCGCGUGAGAGCCAGAACCUGACGCUGCAGCGCCUGGGCAAGAGCAAGAAAUGGCACCCGUGGUUUUCCAUCAGGAAGGAUCGAUGUGGGCACGUCCUCACCGGGUCUCGCUGGGUAGGCUUCCUCCGUGACAAUGGUGUGCAGGAGGGAGAUCUCUGCGUCUUCCAACCAGUGCAGGGCACUGGCACCAGGAGCAAAUUCACAGUCCAUCUGCUUCACGAGUCCUUGGGUGCAAGUGGAAGUACUGGUCCGAAGAAAAGAGUAGGAUGCACUACUACUCAUGGUAACACAAGGGUGAACUCGGGUGCCCCUGAAAGAGCGACCACUGCUCAUGGUCAUGGUGCAACAACAAUGGCAAAGGCGGCGCCACCCACCCCAACAACCCUCCGUGUCAACAAGCAGCACGAUGAUGGGUGCAACCAUGGUCGUGAGCGAGCACGCCAACAACCAAAGCCGCUGCGCCCCUACAUAUUGUCAUCCACCGCACGCCUGACUGAGGAGCAGGAGAGGGAGGUGGACCGGACAGCCCGCGCCAUUGGGUCUCGGGUUCCCGCCGUCUCGGUGAUGAACAGGAGCAGCGUCGGCGUGGGCAACGGGAUCUACAACGUAACCAUUUCCGGGGCGUAUGCUGCCGAUUACCUUCCGGACGGGGAGCGGGUUGCCGUGACGCUCGUGAGGAGGAAGAAAGAGUGGGAGGUCGAGAUGUGCACGCGCGGCGGCGGGCGGACGCUGGCGUGGGGCUGGCGUGGUUUUGCCCGUGACAACCGGCUGCGGGUGCAGGACGUGUGCCUGUUCCAGCCCAUGGAGAAGAACCGCAGGAGCCUUGCCAUGGCGGUCCACAUCAUCCGUCACUGUCGCAAGCGAAAGCAGUAGUUUCUCUUCUGUUUCAGCACACGAGGUCGAUUUGCCGCUGGUAGCUCUUCUGCUUGUAUUGUGUGUGCUUUUGGUGGUCUUGUGCUAGUCUGAAAACUUUGUUGGGUUAGCGGCAAGCGGAAGCAGUAGUCUCUCUUCUGUUUUAGCGCACGAGGUCGAUUUGCCGCUGGUAGUAGCUCUUCUGCUUGCAUUGUGCGAGCUUUUGGUGAUCUUGUGGUACUAGUCUGAAAACUUUGUUGGGGUAGUAGUAUGCAUGUCUGGCACUAUGGCUAGUGGCUGCUCUCCAGAACCUGUGUUUAUGAAUUAUGAUGGCUAACCAGCUGUCUGCUGUGCAAUUUAU
Triticum dicoccoides is the source of this 2227-nucleotide messenger RNA. Its product is annotated as B3 domain-containing protein Os03g0620400-like. NCBI's taxonomy places the organism in Eukaryota, Viridiplantae, Streptophyta, Magnoliopsida, Poales, Poaceae. Gene Ontology annotation, molecular function: DNA binding. Bases 52 to 1887 code for a protein of 611 amino acids. The record is from RefSeq and is a predicted model, not a curated record. The transcript is spliced from 7 exons.